This is a messenger RNA of Eurypyga helias (sunbittern), 2636 nucleotides long. It is a transcript of the gene CAPN3, whose product is annotated as calpain 3, (p94). Gene Ontology annotation, molecular function: calcium ion binding; calcium-dependent cysteine-type endopeptidase activity. The record is from RefSeq and is a predicted model, not a curated record. The transcript is spliced from 22 exons. Gene Ontology annotation, cellular component: cytoplasm. The annotation marks the transcript as partial. Gene Ontology annotation, biological process: negative regulation of apoptotic process; proteolysis. Lineage: Eukaryota; Metazoa; Chordata; Aves; Eurypygiformes; Eurypygidae.
GGCAGGCAGACGCAUGCUGUAGACACUACAACUCGGGCACGGGAGUUAGCCAACAGAUUGUCUUCCGCCACAUCAAGGAACACAUUCCUAUUUCUUAUGACAAGAUACUGCCCUUUGAAAGGAUGCACAGCGUGCUCAACCACAUGGAAUUCUGUUGCUCGCAGAUUUGACCAGGAGACUUUCAACGGAUAGAAAAAGCGGUUUACACAGCAGCUUCCUCUUUUGUCGAAUUUCCUUCCAGCCUGCAAGAUCUUGCUUUCUUUCACCAUUUGCUUUAAGCCCGAUUCCCAUGCCGUCCGCCGUAAAUGCAGCGGUGGCUCAGCAGACAGCUGCUGGGUCAGUUCCCAGCCCCGCUAUCAGCACUACAACCGAAGGUGCGGGUGGGGGCACAGGGGGGAUUUAUUCUGCCAUUAUAAGUCGCAACCAGCCCAUUAUCAGAGUAAAGGAGAAGACCUAUGAAGAGCUUCACAAGAAGUGUCUGGAGAAGAACAUCCUAUAUGAAGAUCCUGAUUUCCCACCGAAUGACUCCUCCCUCUUCUAUAGCCAGAAAAUCCCCAUCAAGUUCGAAUGGAAAAGACCACGUGAAAUCUGUGAGAAUCCACGGUUUAUUAUCGGUGGAGCCAACAGAACAGAUAUCUGCCAAGGAGAAUUAGGUGACUGCUGGUUCCUGGCUGCCAUUGCUUGCCUGACACUGAAUAAAAAACUACUCUGUAGAGUCAUACCUCAUGACCAGUCCUUUAUCCAAAACUAUGCUGGCAUCUUUCACUUCCAGUUCUGGCGCUAUGGAGACUGGGUGGACGUCGUCAUUGAUGACUGCUUACCCACGUACAACAACCAGCUGGUCUUCACCAAGUCCUCCCAGCGCAACGAGUUCUGGAGCGCCCUCCUGGAAAAGGCCUAUGCAAAACUCCAUGGGUCAUAUGAAGCUUUGAAAGGAGGCAACACCACCGAAGCCAUGGAGGACUUCACCGGAGGAGUCACAGAGUUCUACGAGAUAAGGGAUGCACCUAAAGAUACCUAUAAAAUCAUGAAACAUGCGAUUGACAGAGGAUCCCUCAUGGCCAGCUCCAUUGAUGAUAACCUAGGCUUUUCCUAUGGAUCAGCUCCUCGGAGCGACAUUGGGGAACUGAUUGCUCGAAUGGUGAAGAACCUAGAAAACGCGCAGAUGGCUCACCCCAUUGUUGACUACCAGGGGACAGACGAAAGGCCAGCCUGGACCAUAGUGCCAAUGCAGUAUGAAACCCGGAUGUCUUGCGGGCUCGUCAAAGGUCAUGCCUACUCUGUCACAGCUGUGGAAGAGACAACAUUUAAAGGGGAAAAAAUACGUCUGAUAAGGCUGAGAAACCCCUGGGGGCAGGUGGAAUGGAACGGACCUUGGAGUGACAAGUCAGAGGAGUGGAACUUCAUUAACGAAGCAGAGAAAACCCGCCUGCAGCACAAGAUCGUGGAGGAUGGGGAGUUCUGGAUCUCAUUUGAAGAUUUCAUGAGGCACUUCACAAAACUUGAGAUCUGUAACCUCACCCCUGAUACUCUGGAAGCUGAUAAACUCCAGACCUGGACUGUGUCAGUCAACGAAGGGCGCUGGGUGAGAGGCUGCUCCGCUGGGGGUUGCCGCAACUACCCAGAUACAUUUUGGACCAAUCCCCAGUAUCGCUUGAAGCUCCUGGAGGAAGAUGAUGAUCCUGAGGAUGAACAGGUUAUCUGCAGCUUCCUCGUCGCACUGAUGCAGAAAAACAGGAGGAAAGAACGCAAGCUGGGAGCCAACCUGUACACCAUUGGCUUUGCCAUCUACGAGGUGCCCAAAGAGAUGCAUGGUACUAAGCAUCACUUGCAAAAGGAUUUUUUCCUCUACAAUGCCUCCAAAGCUAGAAGUAAGACCUAUAUAAACAUGCGAGAAAUCUCUGAGCGCUUCCGGCUACCUCCCAGCGAGUACGUCAUUAUCCCAUCGACAUAUGAACCCCACCAGGAGGGAGAAUUCAUUCUGAGGGUCUUCUCAGAGAAAAGAAGUCUUUCAGAGGAGGUUGAAAACAUGAUCGAGGCAGAGCGUCCCUCGAAGAAGAAAAAGCGCAAGCCCAUCAUCUUUGUUUCCGACAGAGCAAACAGCAAUAAGGAGCUGACAGCAGAUGAAGAUGCCACCAAAGAUGGUGAAAAAAACAAAGAUGAGAAAAAGCAUCCUUCAACAAAAGCUCAUGAGGGGAGUGAAGAGGAAAAGCAGUUCAGGAAUAUUUUCCGACAGAUUGCAGGGGAUGACAUGGAGAUCAAUGCUGAAGAACUCAGGAAUGUUCUCAAUAACGUCGUAAAAAAACAUAAGGACCUAAGGACAGAAGGAUUUGAACUGGAAUCCUGCCGCAGCAUGAUUGCUUUAAUGGAUACAGAUGGCUCAGGGAAGAUAAACUUUGAUGAGUUUCGACAUCUCUGGGACAAGAUUAAAAGCUGGCAGAAAAUUUUCAAGCAUUACGACACGGAUCAUUCAGGAACCAUUAACAGCUACGAGAUGCGCAAUGCAGUCAAAGAUGCAGGGUUUCGGCUGAACAACCAGCUCUACGACAUCAUCACCAUGCGCUACGCCGACAAGAACAUGAACAUUGACUUUGACAGCUUCAUCUGCUGCUUUGUGCGCCUGGAUGCCAUGUUCA